AUGAAGGAAUGUGUGGAACUUAAAGGUCUGCCGGUUGAACUUUGCAAGUUGACCUCACUUGAAUUCCUUGCUUUUUGUGAUUGUGAGCAAAUUUCGGUUUUGCCAAAACAAAUAGGGGACUUGAAAUCCCUAAAAUAUCUUGGUCUCGAUAAGACAUCAAUAUCAGAGAUACCUGAUUCGAUCAGAAGGGUUCAGUCUCUAGAAAGGCUCGACCUUACUUACUGCUCUUCCUUGAGGAAGAUGCCUGAUUCAAUAGGAGUGCUCAAGAGUCUCUCAUGGUUGUGUUUGUAUGGGUGCAAGUUGUUGGAACGAUUGCCAAAUUCUAUGAGAAUGUUCGCUUCUUUAAAAAAAUUGGACAUUCGACAUUGUGAAUCGCUAACAGAAGUUCCUGAUUCAUUGGGGCACUUAAUGAACGCGCUUGAAUUGUCUCUAGAAGGUUGCAUCUCAUUGGAGAAUCUACCAAACUCCAUCAAAAUGUCAAUCUCAGGGGAAGAUGAUCAUGAGCUCAAAUUCAAUGGUCUUAAUUCAUUGAGGAAAUUACCUGAUUCUCUGGGCGAUAUGAAGAUUAUGCGUAGACUUAGCCUUCGUGAUUGUAAAUCACUUCAAGAAAUUCCCGACAUCAUUGGUAGGUUGAUGUCUUUGGAGGAUUUAGACCUUUCUCGUUGCAUUUCACUAAGGAAGAUGCCUGAAUCAGUAGGAAACUUGAAGAGACUAAGGUGGUUGAGCCUAAAGCAUUGUCGAUCACUUGAAGAAUUACCAGAAUCAAUGGAAGGUUUGAAGUCUUUGGAAGUGCUACAUAUUUGUGGUGGAAUAUCAGUAAAGAAGGUGCCUGACUUCAUAUGCAAGAUGAAGAACCUUCAAGAAUUGCAUCUAAGGAAGAUUAAAGAAAUAUCGGGUCUCAUUGGUGCCCUCCGCCGGCUACAAAAGAUGUGUAUAAAGAAAUUGCCAAGUGUUUCAAACCUAAAUGAUUUGAGGAUGUUAUCUCUAGGAGGAUGUAAGGCUCUGAGUGACUUGUCUGGCCUCGGGAGUUUGAAUUCUUUAGAGGAGUUAAUAUUAACUGCCAGUGAUGGGUUGAGUUUCGACCUGAUGGACAAGUUAUCAAAGAACUCGUUUGAGCAGUUGGAGUUCCUCUUUAUUGCUGGAGUAAUGGACGGUUCCAACUUGCUGUUUCGGCUUCCAAAAGGCGGCGAACUCAAUGGACUAGGCGGCGUAUUUUCCUUGACUAAGGAGCCGUCCUCCAACGCAUCACACAUUAUUGUCAGUGUCCAACUCACGAUAGAAGGGAAGAUCGUCACAGAAGGCAGAUGGAAAGCAGAAAAAAUCGAAGAAGUCUAUUUCAAGAAGGAGCUUGAUAAGUUAGGGGUGGAAGGCAAGGUUUUGUAUGCGAUUGAGUUUGGCAAAGAAGAGCAGAUAUUCAGGUAUGUGAAGGAAGGACAGGGUAUGUGA
This is a messenger RNA of Nymphaea colorata (pocket water lily), 1446 nucleotides long. Its product is annotated as disease resistance protein RPV1-like. NCBI's taxonomy places the organism in Eukaryota, Viridiplantae, Streptophyta, Magnoliopsida, Nymphaeales, Nymphaeaceae. The record is from RefSeq and is a predicted model, not a curated record. The transcript has 3 exons. Gene Ontology annotation, molecular function: protein binding. Bases 1 to 1446 code for a protein of 481 amino acids.